Molecule: messenger RNA, 504 nt
Organism: Necator americanus (New World hookworm)
Lineage: Eukaryota; Metazoa; Nematoda; Chromadorea; Rhabditida; Ancylostomatidae
Exons: 1
Coding region: 1-504 (167 amino acids)
Source: RefSeq, a predicted model, not a curated record
AUGCGAAAGUUGGAAUGGGACGACAUGGGAAUGAAGGUUGAUGGUCGGCUGCUACACCAUUUGCGCUUUGCUGAUGACAUCGUAUUGAUAACACCUAGCAUCAGCCAAGCGGAACGAAUGCAGACCGAGUUCGACGAAACAUGUGGAUGCAUCGGUCUUCAGCUGAAUCUGCAAAAGACGAUGUUCAUGCGGAACGGAUGGGUCUCGGAUGCCCCAUUCACGCUCAGCGGAACGAACAUAUCCGAAUGCACCAGCUAUGUUUAUCUGGGUCAGGAAUUGAACAUGAUGAACGACCUGACCUCCGAGCUGGGCAGGAGGAGAAGAGCGGCUUGGGGAGCGUACAAGAGCAUCGAGGAUGUAGUACAAGAGCAUCGAGGAGAAGAAGACCAGGAACACCCGGCUUCGUGCUCACCUCUUCAACACCACCGUACUUCCUGCUUUGACCUAUGCUUCGAAAACCUGGGCAUUUUGCAAGCAGGAAGAAAACGCGGUGAGCGUCAUUGA